AGAAUGUAUUAGACAACCCUGCUGUUAGGUCUUGUAUGUGCUUAACAGAGAUUAUUUGUUAUAGUUUUGGAACGUACCCGUUAGGAAAGACGCACAUAACUUUAUUAAUUUCAGAAAGAUUAAGUCGAGAGGAAGUAAAGUUUGUAUAUUUAAAAAUCGUGUCGGUACUGGUUUUAUGUUGAGUAAAUAGCUGUAAACUUUUCUUAAGUAAGAUUUGUGGGUAAUUUUCCAUCUUUGUGCUAUCAAAAAAUUGGUUGGUUGUUGAAAUUAGAGGGGGAUCUUUUCCAAGAUAUAAGAUUUUUACUGUGGUGUGGAAACUACGCUUAUCUUUGUUUGAUUGUUGUCUUACGAGCGUAUUGUGAUAAGAUGGCCGUUAGUGCUCGUCGGGUUUCUAAGGCUGUAAACAGUAAGCGAACAAAUUGGGAGGAAGACGAGUGUUGGUGGUAUUAUAACAUGUUACCUCUACACCAGGUUUUCGAGAUUGUAGGCUCACAGCUUAAUGAAAACGAUGUUAGAGUCUUAUCUUGUUUGUUAGAAGAGACUGAGCCACAACCUCUCCACCCGCUCCACCCCACUUUGUGGUCUGUGGAUAGGUCGGAAGAGGAGACUGACGAGGAGGUGACUGCGAAUUUCUUAACCUCUUGGUGGGAAAAUAAACAGCGCCGAUCUAGGAUUGAUGGGCAGGGGGUCACUGAGAGUAAUGGUUGUGGUGAAGGUUCUUUUACUCCUCGAAGUGGGGUAGAAUUUCUGUUUGAACUUGAGCGGAGAGGCUUGUGUGACGAGUCAAAUUUGCGUUAUUUGAUGCAGCUUCUUAGAAUCCUCACGCGCCAUGAUCUGCUGCCCUACGUUAAUAUGAAAAAACGGAGAACAGUUUCUCCUGAAAGGUACAGCUGCGGUUCCUAUAGUUAUGAUGCCGAAAAGCAGGUGGAUGAAUGUUUGAACUCUGCCUCAAGACCAGAGCAAGACCAGUGGAGAGCAGGUGUAACCCCAAAUAAACGAAAGCGGGCAACUCGAAAGGAAUUGCAGCAAAAUACUAACGGGAGAACAUGUGACAACACACAUCAGGAACGUCCUGCUCAAAACAGAGUUACAUGUGACAUAAGGCUUAGAGUACGAGCAGAGUAUUGUGAGCAUCAUUCAAUUCUGAAUGGAAGUGUGUUAUCUGUGAAGCAGAACCCCUUGGAGAAACAGUUUGAUCUCUUCAGUCAGUCGACUAAUGUUUUAAAGUCUCGAGACCUGGGAUCAAUUAUUUGCGACAUAAAGUUUUCAGAGCUUUCAUACCUUGAUGCAUUCUGGAAUGAUUAUAUGAAUGGCUCUUUAUUAGAGGCACUUAAGGGUGUAUUCAUCACAGAUUCACUGAAGCAGGCAGUGGGACAGGAGGCCAUUAAACUUAUGGUAAAUGUAGACGAGGAUGAUUAUGAAGAAGGAAGAAAACUUUUACUGGAGAAUCUCUCCCAAUAAAUGGGACACAGCGGUUCCAUUGACCAGUAAUUUAUUUGAGCACUUUGAUAAAGUGGUAUCAAGUCAUCCAUUUGGGUGAAGAAAACGAAUCUUCGUUACAUAGGCCAUCUUGAAUGGACAUUAAUGGUGACAUCUGGAUUCAAAUUUGCACGUUUAUUGAAGGCUGGAAGGAAACUGGACUAGAUUAAAGAUAUUGGUGACAACGUGCAACUUCCAAACCCAUUUCAUUUGGACUUGGUCUUUUUGAUUAAAUUAAUAUUGAGUUUAUUCAUUGUUCAUUUAGCUUUAAUGCACAGAGAACUGGCAGUAGUUCUACCUUGACAGUUUGCAAGAAAUCUGUCUUAUUUUCUUUCUUGAAGAAAGAUUAGUUUUUGCUUAAGUUGUUAUACUGGUCAUUCCAGAUGGGUUUCUACAUAGUGUGGAGGUAGUUGCCAGUCCUCACACAAAAGGGGGGGGGGUCCUUUCUAUGAAUGAGAAGCAUUGUGCGCUCAGAUGUGAAUGAGAAGCAUUGUGCGCUCAAAUACCCCAGGGUGGUGGUGGUCACGCAAGUACUAAGUGUGUUGCAUGCUUGAUGUUUACUCUGUGCCUUCCAAAGUGGACUGCUAGAAUUUUAAUUGCGUCUGCUGAUCCAGAGGGCAUGUUUGUCUUAUAAAAAGUAAACUGAAAUUUGGCAGUUGUAGCAGUAGUGCAAGAUGCAGGAAGUACAUCUAUGGGUAGUACCUUAUCCGGCUUUUUCUUUUUAACUUUGGUGGCUUUACAGCAGUGUGCUAGGCAGCAGAAUUGGAGUGUGGCGGGCCUUGGUUGGGAAGCUUUAUCCUUUGUACAGCUGCAUGCAACUCUGGCUUCACACACCCCACAAAUAGGCAAAUAUCAAAGUUGAAGCAGAUCCACCCUUUCCCCUAAUGCUUCGUGGAAGUUUAUUUGGGAGGAGGGGCUUGGUUUGUUCCCAGGGGUUUAUAACAUCACUUUUUUUUUUUUGUAUUAUAGUUUUUGUAUUUUUAUGUAAAUGAAGAUGGUAAAACUUGAAUUGAGUAUAUAUGUUUAAUAUUUGUAUAUUUAAAUCCCUAAGCAGAAUUUUGAGCUUUCCAAGAAAGUUCCUACAGUAUUGUACAUUAAAAAAAAAAAUUUGUUUUUCAUCUGUUUUAAAUAAAAACCAGAAAUUUAAACUC
Protopterus annectens (West African lungfish) is the source of this 2630-nucleotide messenger RNA. It is a transcript of the gene DEDD2, whose product is annotated as death effector domain containing 2. The transcript is spliced from 5 exons. The record is from RefSeq and is a predicted model, not a curated record. NCBI's taxonomy places the organism in Eukaryota, Metazoa, Chordata, Ceratodontiformes, Protopteridae. Gene Ontology annotation, biological process: extrinsic apoptotic signaling pathway via death domain receptors; regulation of apoptotic process; apoptotic process. Gene Ontology annotation, cellular component: nucleolus. The coding region runs from base 367 to 1461 and encodes 364 amino acids. Gene Ontology annotation, molecular function: DNA binding; protein binding.